UUCCCGGUAGGAAGUGGCGUUUUUAAGGAGGCGUUGGCUCGACCGGAAGUGGUGCCGUCAGGGAGAUCAAGCGGGGCACCCAGGCGACGUUCGGGACGGGGCUGGUGGCGCUAGGCGUUAGCGGACUCGCGUCUGGGCGUGAGGCGAGAAAGCCGAAAGGAUCCGCCACGAAAGAUUGUUCGUAUGACUCAGUCUCUGAGAUCACAGCAAGAAUUCCAACAUCGAGCAGCUCUAUCACCAGGACAGGCCCUCUAAAACUAAUUCUAACAAGCACAUCUAAAGGUUAAGCCUACUUUUCCAGAUAGUCCAACCACUAAGUCACGAGUUUCCAAGGUCAUUUUCCCUCACCUGUGGAAAACUUUGGAUCCCUACCAGAUGUCCUCAACAACUCAUCCCAUCGUACCCACUCUACAUAAGUUGCCAUCCCAACGAACAACCAAGAUAACUGCUGAGCUUCUUUUUAUUACCAAAUAGGUAAAAUAUCACUGCCAACAAAACAGUGAACAUAGUGUCUCUUGAGAUUAUCACUACCUGUUGAAACUACACCAAGAAAGUCAGCAUGCUUAGGUGAGGACCCUUCUCUUCUUGGGUUGUCAGGAUUUGAAGGAGACACUCUGACCUGUGCCACUGGUAAGUGACUAACAAUUUUACAAACUGAACUGGUCCUGAGGACUAAGGUGUCUCCUUGUAAAUGAAGAAUAUACAACAUAAUCUUGAAGAAUUGCACAGUGAUGUGGGCCAGAGGCAUACUUUGAGUGUAUAAUGGACUGAAAAAUUAAUCUUGGUGGAAAGUUUUUUCAUAUCUUGCUUCUGUUUGCCAGUGUUAGUCAGUAUUGUGCUGAUUUAGAUUGUUGACCUUUUUCUGGUUCCUUACUUUUUUCCAAUGGGUCCCAGAAAUCCCUCUCCUGACCCCUUGUCAGAAUCAGAAAGUGAAGAAGAAGAAAACAUUAGUUACCUAAAUGAGAGUUCUGGAGAAGAGUGGGAUUCCUCAGAAGAAGAGGACCCCAAGGUGCCCAACCUAACACCUCUCGAGAGUCUUGCCUGGCAGGUUAAGUGCCUUUUAAAAUAUUCUACAACUUGGAAACCUUUAGAUCCUAAUUCCUGGUUAUAUCACGCUAAACUCUUGGAUCCAAGCACACCAGUUCAUAUACUUCGAGAGGUAGGUCUCAGGCUUUCACAUUGUUCCCAUUGUGUCCCCAAACUGGAACCAAUUCCUGAAUGGCCCCCUUUAGCCUCUUGUGGAGUCCCACCUUUUCAAAAGCCCCUUACAAGUUUUAGCCGGCUUUCUAGAGAUCAUGCCUCUUUAAAUGGAGCACUGCAGUUUGCCACCAAACAGUUAAGCCGAACUUUGAGCAGAGCUACUCCCAUACCUGAAUACUUAAAACAGAUUCCUAAUUCAUGUGUUUCUGGUUGUUGUUGUGGCUGGCUAACUAAAACAGUUAAGGAAACCACCCGUACCGAACCCAUCAACACUACUUAUUCUUACACUGACUUCCAAAAGGCAGUUAACAGACUCCUUACUGCUUCCUUAUAAAGAUCACUAUUCACCCUGAUUUCUCUGAUGUUACUAAUUAAGGUGGGGGGUCCAAACUAGGCCAUGUCCUGACAAGCUAACAUACCACAGGUCCUGUAAUUCAGAUAUACAAAAUGUGUGUUGUAAGUAUGCCCUAUGACAAACCCUAUGUGAGAACUUCAAUGAAGAAUUAAUUAAAAGAAAAAAUAUAUAAAAAGCUAAGUUGAAUAUUCUUCAUAAUCAGUAUUCACCCUACUCCAUUUUGCUCUGCCUGCCUGAAUGUACUUUAACUAGAUAUCUAGUUUUUUUUUUUAUUUUAAUUGUCGUUGGGCCUUUGUUUUAUUUAUUUUUAUGUGGUGCUGAGAAUCGAACCCAGUACUUAGCACAUGCAGGCAAGUGCUCUACCACUGAGCCACAGCUCAACCCAUAGAUAUCUGGUUAUUAAUGGAAAGGAAAAAGUAUACCAUCACUCUUGUUACUGAAUUAAUGGUGGUUUACUUUUUCUAUCACCCUUUUGUUACUGAAUCAACAAAACAGACUGGCAGGACUCAACCAUCAGAAAACAAGAAAUUAGCUACCUCCACUAAAAUCUGAGUAUGGUCUUCUGGACAUUCAUUUCUAGAGCAGUAGUUAUUGUAAAGUGAGUAAUUACACAAAUGAAAAUGAUAGGAAUGUGGAUUUCUCUCUCACCUUUUAUAGAUAUACCUACAUGUGACACCUUUUUGGUGUUCCUGUUUCUUACAGGAAAUGCAAUUUCAAAACUAACCUAUAAUACUCUAAACCUAUGAAGGUAUCUGCAAUUACAACUUGAAUAUUGUGUAUCAUGGGCUUCUACCAGGCUAUCUCUGGCUAAAUUGGCCCAUAAGAUCAUCUCUUGAGUUUAGACAAACUCCUGUUCUAUAGGUAAUGUGUUUCCUGAUCUUAGCACGCAGGCUUUGUCAUGAGCAAGUAAAAUACAUUCAAAAAGAUGAAAAGGAUUAAGAGAGAAUAUACUUUCAUUAUUAACUGCUAAAGGAUAAAAAUAUUUCAACUGUAUUACUUUUCCUGGAGCAGAAAUUUAUGUACUUUCACAUCUAUUACAAACAUUUAAAAAAUCCUUCUGCUAUUCAUGAAUCAGCCUAACACAUCUGAAAUUAAGAGUUUUAGCAACAUUUUUUUAAGUAGAUUAACUUUUCUUCUGGCUGAAUAAGGAAGAAUAUAUGCCUUUGUAAAUGAGUCUGCUAUGUUUAUUUAAAUGAGCCAAAACAUAGAAAUCAACAUAAAAUAAAAUGCAUGAGACUUCAGUUUUUGACAUAUCCUACAAUAAAAAGUGAAAUUUGUGUGUCAUUCUGGAUAACUGGACAUCUAAAGGGAAUCAUAAAACAGAUUGUUAAAAAUGUAUCAUAUAUCCUCUUUAUUUUAGUUUUGCUUUUUCUUGUUCUCCGUAAUUGCUGUUACAAGAUUGAAUCAAAAGAAACAGUGAUGCAAUCCCAAAUUCUGUAAAUAUAUAACAAGAUGAGAGCGAGGAAUGUAUAUAACCUAAUAAUUAUUUCCACUGAGUUUUAGUUGUCCUGUCGUAAGGGAAAAAAGAAAGGUAUUAUAGUAAGUAGGAAAAAAAAAAUUUGCUCAUGGAAAUUAUUGACCUGGAACAAUAUCAUACUGUUAAUAUAACUGAAUGUAUCAUAAACUGUUCCUUUGUAGAUGUUCUGUGAAAUUGAUUUUUAAAAUGUUCCGAAACCUUUUUUUUUUUUUUUUUUUAGGGGUAAAGGUGGGAGGAGGUAGGAAAGAGGUCUGAAAAUUAAAAUAUGUUGUUUAUGUAUCCAUAACAUGUUCCUCUAUGUGUGUGUGUCUGUGUGUGUCUGUGUGUGUGUGUGUGUGUAAAAGUGCCUUGCUUAUGAAUGCAGUUUUGCUAUUCACUCCAAAAGGAAACCUUUCUCCAGUUUGGCAGCUGAAUAAACUAACAGCUUUGUACAUGCGGAACAGAGUAUGGUCAUUUAUCCUUAUCAUCAACAAAUGAAAUAGAUCCUGCUUUGCAUAAGGCAUAUUCAACAUUAAAUAAGUAUCGAAUGGAGUUAGUAGACAGGCUUAUAUAUAUCUCCGUAGUAUCUGACAAGAGGUGUCUUGGCGUCUUUAGAGAAAAAAACGCAUUUGAAGAGGAAAACAUUGAACCUAGACCCAAAAUGGAACCCAUUUGUCUCUUUAUUUUAAGUAAUCCCAAUUUGUACAAAAUAAUAAGUACCUGAAUAAGCCUUAAGCCUUUGCUUUCUUUUGUGUGCCAGAGAUUUGGUGUUGGAGAUGAAUGUACCACUUUUACAUUCUCCCUAUGUGGGCCCUGGUUAAAUGUAGUCACCGUAAUUAGGAUAAAGACAGACAAAUCUAUCACUCUUUAUAGAAAUAGUUAUUAAAGAAGUGAGGAAACAGGAUUUCUAAACUAGUGGAUGUUAAAUAAGUUAUUUAAAGGUGUUUUCUCAGUGCAGAGGCAGCCUUUUUGUUGAAGUAAUCCAGAUACCUUGAACUUAGUCUUUUAGUCCCAUCUGCUUCCUAAGAAAAGGAAAAACAAUUCAUGCAUGGCAGGAGGCAGACAGAUCGGUAGGUCCUCUCCAGGGGAUU
Messenger RNA from Sciurus carolinensis (gray squirrel), 4102 nucleotides. RefSeq names its product DDB1 and CUL4 associated factor 16 (gene Dcaf16). The transcript has 3 exons. Bases 884 to 1534 code for a protein of 216 amino acids. NCBI's taxonomy places the organism in Eukaryota, Metazoa, Chordata, Mammalia, Rodentia, Sciuridae. The record is from RefSeq and is a predicted model, not a curated record. Gene Ontology annotation, cellular component: Cul4-RING E3 ubiquitin ligase complex.